GCACUCCGCCCGCCCCGGUGCCUCGCCCUCCGCCACGAUGAGCAAAUGAGCGCGAGCGAGGGCAUGAAAUUUCAAUUCCACUCUGGGGAGAAAGUGCUGUGCUUCGAACCUGACCCCACCAAGGCGCGAGUGCUGUACGAUGCCAAGAUCAUCGAUGUUAUUAUCGGGAAAGACGAAAAGGGCAGAAAGAUUCCAGAAUAUCUGAUACAUUUUAAUGGUUGGAACAGAAGUUGGGAUAGAUGGGCAGCCGAAGAUCAUGUGCUACAUGAUACAGAUGAAAAUCGGAGAUUACAGCGCAAAUUGGCCAAAAAAGCAAUAGCUCGCCUAAGAGGCACAGGAAAAAAGAAGAGGCGCUGUAGGUUACCUGGUGUCGACUCUGUCUUAAAAGGUGUGCCAGUUAAAGAAAAAACUAAAAAUGACGAAAACUCAGUAAGCAGUACCUGUCAUGAGAGCUGUGGAGAAAAGAAUGGAGGAAUAAAAGAACACCGUCAACGUCGUAUUAAAGUAAAGACUAAAGCGAAAAAAAAGGUACUGUCGCUGCGCUCAAGAAAGGACAUGGAUGAAAGAACAAUCACUAUAGAUAUCCCGGAAGUUCUCAAGAAGCAGCUUGAGGAUGACUGUUACUAUAUCAACAGGAGGAAACGGUUAGUGAAACUUCCAUGCCAGACCAACAUCAUAACAAUUUUGGAAUCCUACGUGAAACAUUUUGCUAUUAAUGCAGCCUUUUCGGCCAAUGAGAGGCCUCGUCAUCAUCAUGCCAUGAUGCACGCACACAUGAAUGUGCACUAUGUCCCAGCAGAAAAGAAUGUUGACCUUUGUAAGGAGAUGGUGGAUGGAUUACGAAUAACUUUUGAUUAUACUCUCCCAUUGGUUUUGCUCUAUCCAUAUGAACAAACUCAAUAUAAAAGGGUGACAUCAUCAAAAUUUUUUCUUCCUAUUAAGGAAAGUACCACGACAACUAAUCGGAGCCAGGAGGAGCUGUCUCCUAGCCCGCCUUUGUUGAAUCCAUCCACACCACAGUCUACAGAGAGUCAGCCACCUACUGGUGAACCAGCCACCCCCAAGAGGCGCAAAGCCGAGCCAGAAGCACUGCAGUCUCUCAGGCGGUCCACGAGGCACAGUACCAAUUGCGAUAGGCUGUCUGAGAGCAGCUCCUCACCUCAGCCGAAGCGCCGGCAACAGGACACAUCUGCCAGCAUGCCGAAGCUGUUUCUGCACUUGGAAAAGAAGACACCUGUACACAGCAGAUCAUCUUCCCCCAUUCCUCUGACUCCAAGUAAGGAUGGGAGUGCUGUAUUUGCUGGCUUUGAAGGGAGAAGAACCAAUGAAAUCAAUGAGGUCUUGUCUUGGAAACUUGUGCCUGACAAUUAUCCGCCAGGAGACCAGCCACCUCCCCCUUCAUACAUUUAUGGUGCACAGCAUUUGCUCCGAUUAUUUGUGAAACUUCCAGAAAUCCUUGGGAAGAUGUCCUUCUCUGAGAAGAAUCUGAAGGCUUUACUGAAGCACUUUGAUCUCUUUCUGAGGUUUUUAGCAGAAUACCAUGAUGACUUCUUCCCGGAGUCGGCUUAUGUCGCUGCCUGUGAGGCACACUACAGCACCAAGAACCCCAGGGCAAUUUACUAAACUUUUGAUGGUUCUGGGAAAACAGCUGCACUAUGUUGCUUUAUAUUUUAGGUCCCAGGUGAAGUGUUAAUGAGAUGCUAGACCUACCCUGGGUGGGAAUACUCUGACAGAAACAGGCUCUGUUUUUUUGAGUUCUUCACAUACUAUUAUUUCUGUUAAGAAUUACUUUCUGAGCUCAGCAUGGUGGUCCAGGCCUAUGGGGAGGGGGUCGAUUUAAUUAAUUAAUUAAUUAAUUGAUGAUUUUUUUUAAAAUGUAAUGAUUACUUCCUGGGUGCCUGAACGUAUUCCAAAGUCACACUGGUACACAAGCUGUGUGUGCUAGCAGGAUAAAAACAGCCAUAGCUGUCUUUGUAGGGAUACGUUCAUGAACAUAUACUUAGGGUAAGCAUUGUUCUGGUAGACAGCGCACUUGGUUGUUUAGCAAGAACCAUGUUGUUUGAUUAUUUGUUAAUGUUAAACAAAAAUGGUUUUGAAAACUGUUUUCUGUUCAACAGAUUUUAGUCGGUGCUCGGAAGCUGCAAAGCACUCUCAAAGUAUUUCUGAGGGAACUGAUAUUGAUGGCAAAAGAGAACCAUGCACCUAUGCAUUGCUUGUAGCAGUUCCCUUUCUCAGAAACAUUAUUUUUGUUGCUCUAAAUAAAGCAUUGCCUGUCUUGUUUGAGAUUUUACAGCCAUACUCUGCUAUGUAAUGUUAAAGUUCCUUUUUCUAUGAAAUGUUAUUUUGGGUGAUCUAAAUAAAGCUUUGCCAAGUUUUGUUUGAAAGAAGCAAGAGGAGUUUCGCUCUGGCCUUCCCUGUUCUUUUUUAUUGCAGGGCAGCAGUCGGGUAACCUUUUCGCUCCCAACUUUUGUUGCAUUUGUUUGCCCCUUGUACGUUUUUGUCUUUCCCUUUUUUGGUUUGGCUUCUCUUUGCAUCGGUGACUGUUGGUAGUUAUGAGAAGUCACUGUAACUCUGUGUCAACCUGUGGCUCGUCUGUGGGUCCUGAUGGACCCAAUGCAGGCAGGUCUAUCGUUCUUCAAGUUGACCAACUGAUGUGAUCUACAGUCAUCCUUUUAAUAUUCUCUCUCUCUCUCUCUCUCUCUCUCUCUCUCUCUCUCUCUCUCUCUCUCUCUCUUCCUCUCUCUUUCCUUCUCCUCUGUUUAGAGAGCUCUAAAGGGCUGGAAAGGAUACCGAUGCCAUGAAAGCAUUAAAUAAAGCACUUCUCUUAUGGUUUA
This is a messenger RNA of Arvicanthis niloticus (Nile rat), 2834 nucleotides long. RefSeq names its product MSL complex subunit 3 (gene Msl3). Gene Ontology annotation, cellular component: nucleus; MSL complex; NuA4 histone acetyltransferase complex. Lineage: Eukaryota; Metazoa; Chordata; Mammalia; Rodentia; Muridae. The record is from RefSeq and is a predicted model, not a curated record. Gene Ontology annotation, biological process: regulation of DNA-templated transcription; chromatin organization.